Trichechus manatus latirostris (Florida manatee) is the source of this 189-nucleotide messenger RNA. It is a transcript of the gene MT4, whose product is annotated as metallothionein 4. The record is from RefSeq and is a predicted model, not a curated record. Gene Ontology annotation, biological process: detoxification of copper ion; intracellular zinc ion homeostasis; cellular response to cadmium ion. Gene Ontology annotation, molecular function: metal ion binding. The transcript is spliced from 3 exons. The coding region runs from base 1 to 189 and encodes 62 amino acids. NCBI's taxonomy places the organism in Eukaryota, Metazoa, Chordata, Mammalia, Sirenia, Trichechidae. Gene Ontology annotation, cellular component: nucleus; cytoplasm.
AUGGACCCUGGGGAAUGCACCUGCAUGUCUGGAGGAGUCUGCACCUGUGGGGACAACUGCAAAUGCACAACUUGUAACUGUAAGACAUGUCAGAAAAGGUGCUGUUCCUGCUGCCCCCCAGGCUGUGCCAAGUGUGCCCGGGGCUGUGUCUGCAAAGAGGGCUCAGACAAGUGCAGCUGCUGCUCCUGA